AUGCUAAAGAGGGUUGAGACAACAAAUUCGGUGUUGGUUGAGUACUGGAAAACAAUCAAUCUUGAUGUUGCGACUGGAAAGUUAUUGUCGAAAGAAGAGGUUGGUCCUUCGAAGAAACCAAAACGUUCUAAGAAGGAUGAAAAGGCUACACUUGAGAAGCCAGUGCACGAAACUCAAAAGUCUCCCGAGAAGCAUGUGCACGAAUCCAAGCUGUCCCCAAAGAAGCCUGAGAAGCCAGAAGUAAAUGUUUCGACUGUUGUAAUCAAGCCAGUGGAACCCGUUGAUGAUACUCUAGUUAAGGAGAAAAUUCCUUCAAAAUCUGGUGUUUUUCGAAGAUUAAAGAAGAGGACUCGGGGUUCAAGAAAAUCUUCAGAUGGUUUGUUCAAAUCUUCUCCUUCAAAUGUUCGUAAACCACAACUUUCUCAUCAAGGAGUAAUUUUUCGUGAGGUUCCAGCUCCCGUUUCGCCUUUGUCAAAGAAACGUAGAGCUGAAGACGUGGCUAAACACAUUUUGAAGAAGAAGAAAAGGCAACAAAAGUUGGUUAUACAAGAGGAGUCGUUCGAAGAAGAGAUAGUUCCUGAAACACCAGAAUCAAUUAUUUUUCAAUCUCUAUCUACUCCUGAGAAGACUACUAUCAUACCACCCAAAGUUUCGUUAUCACAUACUGAGGAGGGUUGA
Messenger RNA from Lactuca virosa, 678 nucleotides. The record is from the annotation of a GenBank genome assembly. NCBI's taxonomy places the organism in Eukaryota, Viridiplantae, Streptophyta, Magnoliopsida, Asterales, Asteraceae.